CACCGGAAUCCAACCGCGCUAGCGAAAAUUCGUAGCGGCUCAAACUCAAACUCGAACAUUCUCGUCCACUCGACCCGCCGCCUCGGUCUACCUAAUUCAGCGCUAUCUGACCGCCGACUUAAAUACGAUGGAGCAAGCUUACCCAAUACCACCGAGCCCUCGACGGCUAUCCGAGCGCCGGGGCAAGCCCGAACUACAACCUCUCGGCCCAAUCCUACCUUCCCCGAACGCUUCCACUCCCACCUUCAACUCUGGACCCACCGCCACCAGAGACGCAGACAUCGAAUCGCUCAACUCGUCGAUACCCAGCGGAGUCUUUUCACCAGACAACUACGGUACACCGGUAAUGUCAGCGCCCGCCACACCGACCGACAUCUCGCCCAUCCGCCACCUUGCGAUGCCUUUCGGCGCCGGCUCAUCGAUCGUCGGAACUUCGAUACAAGAGGAGGAUGAAGCGAGCGAGUGCGAUUGCCAGGAAUGUGAGGACCGCUGCGGAGAGUACGGGCUGGGACUGGCAGUGGGGGCCGCGGGCACGAUGGGCACCAAAGAUGUCGCGUUUCCGCGGCUGGACACGGUACGAACCGUACGGGAGGCAUUCGAAGAGUCGUGCUACGGGUCGCAUUAUCACUACAACGAGAAGCUCGCUCCCAUCGCAAUGCCUCCAACCCCUCCUUCCAAUGCUAGCGAGCAACCGUUUAUGUUUUCCAAUCACGGAUCGCCGACGUCGCCAGCAAUUGACGCUGAAGCUUUUUCAUCUGGCCCUUCAUCGCUCACGCUUCCGCCACGGUCCCCGAAGAACGAGGGUUCAUUGGGUGGUGGUGCGAGACUCCGCGCAACGAGCAUCCUCAACAAGGUGGUUCCCGCGAAAUUACGGGCGAGCCUGAAGAGACGUAUCUCCGGAACAAACGACAUGUCUGCCCAGCCACCACCGCUCCAGCCAAUAGACACGAUGCCAACAUAUUCGGCAGUUAUCGCCCCUGGUACACCGCCGGACGAUUCCUUCGGGAGAUGGCAUGUGGAACAGCAGACAUCCCUCCCUAGGGCUGAGGACAAUUAUAGCCCGCUCUCAUCUCCCGAGGCGAUCCUGCCGCCUACACUUUUGCCCUCCUCCAUAUCGCCAAGGUCGCCUUGCGUCGAAACCGACUCCUUCUUCGCUUCACCGCUGCAGUCACCCAGAACGGUCGGCAUGCCCGCUUUUGCAAGGAUGGAAUCGCUACCCGAAACACCCACGGAUGUUGUCUGCAGCCCAUUGCAUCCUCCGACCAUCUCACCGCUAAUGUCGCCAUCGCUCGCGUCUACAUCUCAAACGUCACUGGGUACGUGGGGAGGCCUGCUACAUGCCCACAAGAAGGUGCCCAGCAUAGACCCGGCAACAUCAUCGGCGCCGCGCAAACCAGCAGCCCCACUGACUCUGGUAACAGCAAACUCUCUCGCCGACAUGAUCGAGGAGAUGCAGUCCGAGAUCGACGCAUACGAUGCCACGCUGGCCCGCAUGGUCAGCAGCGGAUGGUCGAGCCCCCAGGAGAUCCGGAACGUUGAGCUCCAGCGAGAGGAGCACCGGAGCACCUGGCAAACGCGCGUCAACGAAUCCAAGAAGAUGCUGGAAGGGAUGCGGAGGACAGAGGUCAAAUAUUCGGCCAUGUCGAGUGUUUCCAGCUUCGACAGCUUUGGCAGCACACAGCAAGCAACGUCCAGCCAACUCACCUCUGUUACAUCGCUACCAAAUAUCGAUGCCUACAGCCAUUCCGGUUCGGAACGCAGUUCACAAAUCUAGCCGCCGGCACAUAGCCGCCGCGCCCCAUCCAGCCACUCCCCCCCUCGCCGCCAUGGAUGGCGUUUACAUUUCGCCUGUUUAUAGACUUUCCAAUC
Tricharina praecox is the source of this 1869-nucleotide messenger RNA. RefSeq lists its product as uncharacterized. The transcript has 2 exons. The record is from RefSeq and is a predicted model, not a curated record. Bases 128 to 1774 code for a protein of 548 amino acids. Lineage: Eukaryota; Fungi; Ascomycota; Pezizomycetes; Pezizales; Pyronemataceae.